This is a messenger RNA of Amphibalanus amphitrite, 3175 nucleotides long. RefSeq names its product mitochondrial fission regulator 1-like. NCBI's taxonomy places the organism in Eukaryota, Metazoa, Arthropoda, Thecostraca, Balanomorpha, Balanidae. The record is from RefSeq and is a predicted model, not a curated record. Bases 298 to 2133 code for a protein of 611 amino acids. The transcript has 7 exons. Gene Ontology annotation, biological process: mitochondrial fission; aerobic respiration. Gene Ontology annotation, cellular component: mitochondrion.
GUGCACAUUUUUGCUGAUUUGAUGCGACUUUCAUCGUAAAAUUCAGGACAAGUAUUUGCUUAUAUAGCAUGAUAAUUUCAUCACUUUUUAUUUAGUUACCGCGUUUUAAAACAACGAAAAGUUCUCUGCCACUUCUGUCACGCCACCUACAUGACUGCCGCCGUGCUGUUUUGAAAGUUUGAUAAGAAAUGAAAGCUGUGAACUUUCUGGAGUUUUUACCCUGUUAUGGGUUUUGGUAUGCCUAUUUUAUAAUUCCAUAGGACCCGAGAAAUAGGAGUUCAACAGUCUGCUGCAGUGAUGGCCGACAGUCCCGAGGAGCCGGAGGCCGCCGCCGGACCGGUGUCGCUGGUGCGGGGAGCCGUCCACGAGCUGCGGACGGAUCUCGAGGAGGUGGUAUGGCUGCUGCUCACCCACACCGGUCUGGAGGCCUCCAUCCGCGCUGUGGCCUCUGAGGUGCACGCGCUGCUGUUCCGCCGCUGCGGCCGGCACCGGUCGGUGGUGCGCCUGGUCGGCUGGCUGCUGCCGCUCCCGGCCGUACCGCGGCCCCGUAUACGGCUCAUACGCUCCGACAGCCGCUGGAGCAUGGCGCGCUCCUGCAGUCAGAUGAGCAUGGCGCGCUCGGCCAGUCAGCUCAGUCUGGCCCGCUCGGCCAGCCAGAUGAGUCUGGCGGGCAGUCUGGCGAGCGGGGACGACGAGCCGCUCUCGGCGCGGCCCGAGCUGUGUGACGGGGAGUCGCCCCGUGCUGACAGCCCCACCGACCGGCGGGCCAGCUUCUUCGACGGAGAUGUGACCGAGUCGACCACGGUGGAUACAGCAAAGUUACAAAGCUUGGAGGAGGAGCUGGCCAAGCUCAGGGCGCAGGUGGCUGCCAUCGUACUGGAACGAGAAUGCAAUGAAGCGCUGCUCCGCGCCAACACGUCUCGACCCGACAGCCCUCUACUCUCAUCAACUCUUAUCGCGGCGCCCACUCCGCCGCGACCCACCCCUGCCGGGGGCGCACCUCCCCCGCCCCCACCCCCUCCACCCCCACCGCCACCUCCCCCGCCCCCACCGCCACCGCCCGGCGCCGGGUCGGCAGCUCUGUCCCUGAAGGAGCAGAUCGCCAAGAACCGCGCUGCGGCUGGCGGAGGAGGGGGUGGGGACGCUGGCGGAGGAGAGGGGGAGGCGGGAGAUCGGCGCCUCUCAGUGCCCUCAAUGACGGACGUGCUGCGAGGAAUGGGCUCUGUGCGACUCAAACGGGUCCAGAGGUCGCCUGGCGGCACUCCGCUGCGCGUGGCGCCCAAACCAGCCGACCCGCUCGACCCGGCAGCCAUGCUGGCGGCCGCGCUGCGCCGCAGGUUCGCGCACAUCCAGGACAGCCCGGAUAAAGAGGGCGACGACCACUCACCGAGCCAGCACCAGGAGAAGAAGUACAGUCACGUGCAGCACCACCAGGCGGCGCCGCAGCGCCAGUUCCAGCUGCGGCAGAAGGUGCCGCCGCCGCCGCCGCGUCAGGCGGAGAGGAAUCAGCCCGGCGCGGCCAACAGCACCACGCCGCUGUUCGGGCAGCACAUUCUGCGUCCCUCCGGUCGGCGCCGCAUCCUCGGCGAUCGCACCGCCACUUGGCCCGCACCGGGCGACAGUGGCGCCGCCGAGCGGGACUUGCCGGCAACUACUCAGAACGGUGCCAGUCGCGGUGAAAAGUCCUCAAUGUCGGCUGUAAAGGAAGAGUCGAACAGCCCUGAGUGGGACUCUGAGGCGGACAAACGGCUGGGUCUGGACGUGGCCAGUGCUAAACCAACCUCAAAGUCUGAGAGAACGACCCCUGCUGUGAAUGAGUCGCUUGAGAGCGGAGUGUCAAAAGCCAGUGUUCCUUCAAUCACUCUGAAUGGGGACACAGAUUCCGUGUUUCUUGAAACUGGAGAAUCUGCUAAGAGCCAGACAGACACGAAAAGUGCCGCCACGACGAAUGGAAAGGAGCUUCGAUGGAAGGAAGACAUGAUAACUCAUCUCGAGCCGGGGUCAGAGUCAGAGUUGUCUCGGGAUGACUCUUCCCAGGAUGACUCGCUCCAGCGUCUGUCUCCGGAAGGUAUGAAGGUCGCCCCGCUGGGAGCUGAGACCGGGCGAGACUCCGGUCUCGGCUGUACCGCCUAGAGGAGUAAGGUGAGGAGUAGUCACCCCUAGUACCGCGUGCUCAUUGGUCAGUUCGGCUGUGUGGAAACUGGUGAGAGUCUCUGGAUAUAGUGACGUGUGUGUAAUAGUCGAAUCUAAGCCAAGGGAACCAUGCCUCCCAGACUGAACAGGGCCAAGCUAUGUGUGCGUCUUCGAACGAGUGCGGGUAGGUAAGCUGUCUUAGCAGGCUUCUUUCAUUGUGAGGGUAAAGCAUGGCUACAGGCGGUUCUAAUAGUCAUACUGCCUUGAAAUGUGCCGCCUUGCCCGGAGAUAUCGUUUCCAUGAGUCAGGUGAUUCUCUUAUGGGUCGGAGUGAAUUGUAACGAACCAAACGCUGCCUUUUAACGAGUAACGAUCGUCCAGCGGUCUGGCGUGGGCCGGACACUUCUUAUAGCGACUUAUGGCGAGGCGUGGAGCAUUUAACAAUUGGUGCCAUAUACCUAACUACGUGGCAUUGUACUGCAUUUAUGGGGUCUCACUCAGACGUCAUUUACUGAUUGAUACAUUCAAUUAGAAAGGUUUAUUUUUUCAUAUUAACAAAACAACUUGAUAGCAUAAUGUUUUAACGCACUAAGGGCAGCCAUUCAAAUUGCAGCUAAGUUUUUCUUAAAAUCAUUUCACCGGGAUGCUCCCGCAUACUGCAUAGGGUCUUUAUCUAGGGACAACUUCCGCGUGCUGUAAUUAGUUGCGUAUUAUACGCUGACUGUGUGAUUUAGUGUGAAGACUGAACGCUACUAAUGUACUUGCCAUGCUUUAUUGAUGUGUGUUCCGUAUGAUCUGUUCACUGUUCUAUGACCUAACUGGAAUUAAGACAAAUCUUCCAUUCCCUCGUUGGCUGUCGGUUGUAUACCAGUUUCAUAUGCCUUACGGUAUUCGGUAAUCAAACCCAUGGACCAAUUAGACAUUGUGCCUUACGGUGUCUGCGUUGAGUGUUCGAUUUCCAGUGGUGUGGAACAGUGUUUGAAAUCUAUUGCUUUCGCCGUGUGAAGAAAUGUUCGUCUAGUUUUAAUACAGUUCCAGUUAAA